CUCUCGCCUGCUAGGGGCUUCUCUCCCGGGGACUCGGGACUCCCGGGAAGUGGACUGGCAGGGGAGGGGGCGAGCUAGCUGUAGCUCCGGACCGAGGAGGAGACCCCGGUGUGAGGCGGCCUCUCAGCGCCGGGUGGGCUGGUGAGCCGACUCGGCGGCGGCGGAGUCUGUAAGGAACGCGUGGGCUAGGGACCGGCACAGAGGCCGGCACAGAGAAACCAUGGCCCCGCAGAACCUGGGCACCUUCUGCCUGUUGCUGCUGUACCUCCUCGGGGCCGUGAUCGCCGGGCGAGAUUUCUAUAAGAUCUUGGGGGUGCCUCGAAGUGCAUCUAUAAAAGACAUUAAAAAGGCCUACAGGAAACUGGCCCUACAGCUUCACCCUGACCGGAACCCCGAUGAUCCUCGAGCUCAGGAGAAAUUCCAGGAUCUAGGUGCUGCUUAUGAGGUUCUGUCAGACAGUGAGAAAAGGAAACAAUAUGAUACUUAUGGUGAAGAGGGAUUAAAAGAUGGGCAUCAGAGCUCCCAUGGAGACAUUUUUUCACACUUCUUUGGAGAUUUUGGUUUCAUGUUUGGAGGAACCCCUCGUCAGCAAGACAGAAAUAUUCCAAGAGGAAGUGAUAUUAUUGUAGAUUUGGAAGUUACUUUGGAAGAAGUAUAUGCGGGAAAUUUUGUGGAAGUAGUUAGAAACAAACCUGUGGCAAGGCAGGCUCCUGGCAAACGAAAAUGCAACUGCCGGCAAGAGAUGCGGACUACCCAGCUGGGCCCGGGGCGCUUCCAAAUGACCCAAGAGGUGGUCUGUGAUGAAUGCCCUAAUGUCAAACUAGUGAAUGAAGAACGAACGCUGGAGGUAGAAAUAGAACCUGGGGUGAGAGAUGGCAUGGAGUAUCCCUUUAUUGGGGAAGGUGAGCCUCAUGUGGAUGGAGAGCCAGGAGACCUGCGGUUCCGAAUCAAAGUUGUCAAGCACCCAAUAUUUGAAAGGAGAGGAGAUGAUUUAUAUACAAACGUGACAAUCUCAUUAGUCGAGUCUCUGGUGGGCUUUGAUAUGGAUAUUACUCACUUGGAUGGCCACAAGGUACAUAUUUCCCGGGAUAAGAUCACCAGACCAGGAGCCAAGCUAUGGAAGAAAGGAGAAGGGCUCCCCAACUUUGACAACAACAACAUUAAGGGCUCUUUGAUAAUCACUUUCGAUGUAGAUUUUCCAAAAGAACAGUUAACAGAGGAAGCAAGAGAAGGUAUCAAACAGCUACUGAAACAAGGAUCAGUGCAGAAGGUAUACAAUGGACUGCAAGGAUAUUAAGAGUGAAUAAAAUUGGACUUUGUUUAACAUAAGUGAAUCAGCGAUAUUUAUUAUCAACAGGGGUUUUUGUGUGUGUGUGUGUGUUUUUGUUCUUAUUUUCAAUAUGCAAGUUUGGCUUAAUUUUUUUCUCCUGAUGAUUGUCAUGAAAUGAGCAAGAGGGUUUAAGAAUUUGUCCAUUUGUAUUCAGAAAAGAAUGACCAGCAAAAGGUUUAAUAAUACCUCUCCCUUUGGGGAUUAAUGUCUGGUGCUGCUGGCUGAGUUUCAAGAAUUAAAGCUGCAAGAGGACUCCAGGAGCAAAAGAAACACAAUAUAAAGGGUUGGAGUUCAUUGUUAGCUGUUUCAUUCAAAAUGCCAACUGGAGAAGUCUGUUUUUAAAUACAUUUUGUUGCUAUUUUU
Molecule: messenger RNA, 1693 nt
Organism: Felis catus (domestic cat)
Lineage: Eukaryota; Metazoa; Chordata; Mammalia; Carnivora; Felidae
Gene: DNAJB11
Product: DnaJ heat shock protein family (Hsp40) member B11
Exons: 10
Coding region: 221-1297 (358 amino acids)
Biological process (GO): protein folding; protein maturation
Cellular component (GO): endoplasmic reticulum
Molecular function (GO): misfolded protein binding
Source: RefSeq, a predicted model, not a curated record